AAGAGCAUGUGAUGUUUUCAUUUGCUGGUUUUAAGUGGCAAAAGCAGCAUUUCCUUCCAUGUCUUAAGUAUUACUGUUUUUAACAAAUUACUCUCUGUGCAUACAGCAUUUGUCAGGGACUGCACUGCAGCACAAUCCUUGUUAAAAAUUACUUGUUUGAAGAAAUAUUUGCUUUUUGUCAAAAGGACUAAUUUUAUAUUUGAUCAUCAGGUUUGACUGAUCUAAUGAUCUCUUAAAUGAGGUACCCACUUAACCUUUUUACUCUGCAUUUCUAAAAUAUACAGACACCCCCCAUGGCAAUUAGAUAAUGGAAACCAAUCCCUGCAGUUAUUUGCACUGUCGAUUUUGUGGGUAAUUUGAGAUGGAGCAGGUGAAGGUGCUGGGCACAUGGACGAGUCCAUUCAGUGCGCGCGUCUUGAUUGGUUUGGAAGAGAAAGGCGUGAAAUAUGAAUACCAGGAAGAGGUGCUCUCCAACAAAAGCGAUUUCCUCCUGCAAAUGAAUCCUGUGUACAAGAAAAUCCCUAUCCUCAUCCACAAUGGCCAGCCCAUUUGCGAGUCUCUAGUCAUUCUUCAGUACAUUGACGAGACAUGGGACUCCAAACAGAUUACGCCCUCCAAGCCAUAUGACCGUGCUCUUGCCCGCUUUUGGGCUGACUUCAUAGAUAAGAAGUUCUUUUCGCAAUCGCGCUCUCUUUCAUUGAGAUUGACUGGCGAUGAUAUAGAACAGGACAAACAUGAUACUUUGGAGAAUCUUAAAAUCUUAGAGGGAGCGUUGAGAAACAUGUCAGGAGGAGGAUCUCUUCCUUUCUUCGGUGGAGAGGAUUUUGGGUUCCUGGAUAUCGCCAUUAUUCCCUUUGCAUCUUGGUUUCAGACUUUUGAGUAUUUUGGGAAUUUUAAGAUCCCACUUGAGACUGAAUAUCCGCUGCUUAAUGCAUGGGUUAAGAGAUGUAUGGAGAGGGAAAGCAUUAAGAAAGUUCUUCCUUCACCUGACCGGAUUCUCCAAGCCGGGAUUCUGCAAGCCAAGAAUUACCUAGCCCAGAAAUAACUGUCAUCACUGUUCAUUACCAUUACCAGUAAUUUAUGCAUGUGUUUUACUUUGUUCAGUUUGUCAUGGAUUUAGGCAGUGUGAAAUUUAGUGUUGCACAUGCUCUGUUUUGUGGGUCUGUUUGGAAAAUGGUGAAUCUGAAUCUCCUCUUUUUCAAUGGAAAU
This is a messenger RNA of Cryptomeria japonica (Japanese cedar), 1209 nucleotides long. RefSeq names its product probable glutathione S-transferase parC. Gene Ontology annotation, cellular component: cytoplasm. The record is from RefSeq and is a predicted model, not a curated record. Bases 362 to 1045 code for a protein of 227 amino acids. Lineage: Eukaryota; Viridiplantae; Streptophyta; Pinopsida; Cupressales; Cupressaceae. The transcript has 2 exons. Gene Ontology annotation, molecular function: glutathione transferase activity. Gene Ontology annotation, biological process: glutathione metabolic process.